GUCCGUGAGCUACGACGGGCUGUUUUUGGCCACCACGUCUCCGGACAAGUCGCUGAAGGUCUACGAUGUAAAGUGCUUUGACAUGAUGUGCAUUUUGAAGCUUGACUUCUGCCCCAGCGCGUCGGUCUGGAUCUACCAGGGCGAUCUCUCCAGGCCCCUGCUCGCGUGCGCCUCCAACGACGAUUCCCUCAUUCGAAUUUACAACGUACAGUCGAUUACCAAGGAUCCUUCGACGGGCGCUGUCAUGCCGAUAAGCGUGUACACUCUUCACAAGCACCCGGUGCACUUGAUGAAGUACAACCGGGCUUUCAGGUGCGUGGUUUCGAUAGACAGAAGGGGCAUGGUCGAGUACUGGAACCCGGAGACUCUGAAGCCUCCUCUCAACGUCGACUGGAGGUACAAGUCCGACACGGAUUACAUUCAGUAUUUUACGAAGACCAGGUCGCCGCCGAUGAGCAUGUCUCUGUCGGAAGAUGGGUCGCUGUUGGCGACGAUGGGUGAAGAGUACCAUAUUCGAAUUUUUUGGUUUUCUACUGGAAAGCUUUAUAAGGAGUACGACGAGUCGUUGAACAAGCUCACGGUCAUUCAGAAGGAUCCUGCUUCCCCAUUUAAGUUGGAGGACAUGGAUUUUGGGAGGCGGAUGGCGAUCGAAAGGCAGUUAGAAAAACGCGGGUAUGGACCUAAAUCAAACGUUAUUUUUGAUUGUACCGGAAAUUUUAUAAUGUACCCCACGCUGUUGGGCAUCAAACUGGUCAACAUUCAUACGGACGAACUGAAAUGCAUCAUUGGGUGCAACGAGCCUAACGACCGGUUUUUGGAACUGGCGCUGUAUCAAGGUAGGACGACUGGAUCUGCAUUUUUAGAAACGCUGCAGGCAGACGCUCAAGAGGACCCCACGCUUUUCGCGUGCAGUCACAAGAAGAACCGAUUUUACCUAUUUACGAGGAGAACUCACGAAGAGGGUGACGAUUUUCAGUCGAGGGACGUGUUGAACGAAAAACCGACCGUCGAGGAAAUUCGAGCCGUGAUUCCUACUCCUCAAAAGCAAGGCCGACGCGCGCGAUCGGCUAUCAUUCACACGACGUUCGGCGACAUCUACGUUCACCUUUACCCGGAGGAGGCGCCGAAGGCGGUCGAGAACUUUACCAUGCACAGCAAGCAAGGGUACUACAAUGGCCUGAUCUUCCACCGCGUGGUCAGGAACUUCAUCAUACAGACGGGAGACCCGUUGGGAGACGGAACUGGGGGUUCGAGCAUUUGGGACCGCGACUUCGAAGACGAAUUUUCACCGAAACUGAAGCACGAUCAGCCCGGAAUUGUGAGCAUGGCCAACGCCGGACCGAACACCAACGGGUCCCAGUUUUUCAUCACCACCGCUCCGGCGGUUCACCUGGACAUGAAGCACACCAUUUUCGGCAAGGUGAGCAAGGGAUUGGACGUAGUGAGACUGAUUGAACAAGUCCGAGUUGACAAGGCGGACAAGCCCACGGAGGAUAUAAGGAUAAUUAACAUCGAAGUUCGGCUAGACUGAGCGCCCCCUGGUCCGCACGCUAGAGAGGGAGGCCGGCGGACGCCUAGACAGACCAAGAGAGG
Schistocerca gregaria is the source of this 1593-nucleotide messenger RNA. RefSeq lists its product as uncharacterized. The transcript is spliced from 2 exons. The coding region runs from base 83 to 1531 and encodes 482 amino acids. Gene Ontology annotation, biological process: protein folding; protein peptidyl-prolyl isomerization. NCBI's taxonomy places the organism in Eukaryota, Metazoa, Arthropoda, Insecta, Orthoptera, Acrididae. Gene Ontology annotation, molecular function: peptidyl-prolyl cis-trans isomerase activity; protein binding. The record is from RefSeq and is a predicted model, not a curated record.